UUAAAUCUUUUCCAUGUGAAACAUGCAGACUGACCAUUCUGUCAUUAUAAACUCUAUCUUCACCCAUUAAGAAUAAUUUGUUUCGAAUAUUAACUUUGAAAACUGUAGACUUUUCACCAGUUGAAUGGUAGUUUCACUGAAGCAAAUUUGAAAUAAAAUUGAUAAUGUUAGUCAAAAGAAAAAAUAAGUUUUAUUUCAUGAACAUCUAAUUGUUUAUUUUAGGCUUAAAAUAAAAAUACUCUAUGCGUAAAUUGUAAUGUGUCACUAAAAGAUGUUUUGUUUGUCUUAACUAAUUUCUGAUGCAGAAAAGUAGUUGAUUUUACUUUAAAUUUUCAUUUUUUGGACCCUUAAAAUCUAUUUAAUGAACUUUUUAAUGAUACAAUCGGUUUUAAAUUAACUUUAAUAAAAUAAAGUAAAAAAACAAGAGAAAAAAAAAUUGAAUGAAGAGACGAACAAAAAAGACCAAUGUGAUGCGACCGUUCCCUGGGCCUGUCAAAGUCUUAUGAUUCGUGCGAACCGUAACCCGACCCGUUUGAACCAACAUCAACCAAUUAUAAAUGGCCACGUAACCUACUUCCUGGUCACGUAAGAGAUCCCCCUCUCUCUCUUUUCUCCGUCACCGGCAAAACACCAUGGGCCCUCGCUGCCGUCUCUUCUCGAGACCAAAUUUCAUCGUUACUACUCAAAAGGUAUCUCCGUCAACUCACGGCGAAAGCACAUAAACGCCGUCAAGUACCUAUUUUUCUCCACUUAUAUAAAUGACCCACGGUCCGUCUUCUCUCUGUCUCUCCGUCCUUUAAAACAAAACCCGGAGCUCCGUACCAGUUCCCGGGUAACCCGCUUACCCGGAUUCCUGCCCCGGAUGUUUUGAAUAUUUAUUUUGGGUUUAUUCUACUAUUUAAAGGUCCUCUCCAAGAAGAGAAUAUUGCUGCUCUCUUUCUCCAUCUUGAUAUUUUUUUAUUUAGAGCAACUUUGCUUCAAGAGAGUGACAAAAUAUUUUCAGAUUUUUUUUUUUGAUUUUGCUCCAAGAAGAUGGAGUGAUCCGGUGAAAUGGUUAAGUUCAGUCUGUGAUUUCUUCUCCCAUUCUUGCUCAUCGCUAAACCGAGCUAAGGAACAGAGCUCAAUAGCAUCAUUAUAAAAGCAAAUCCUCAAGUAAGUUUCAGAUAAACACGCUUAACCUGCAGACAUCGAUACAAAAGGGCUUAAAAGGCAGAGCGCAUAAAGAAGAGUGCAAAGAUGUUUACUUGCAUAAACUGUACAAAAACAUCAGACAGAGACGAUGAGGAUGAAGAUGGAGCGCGUGGGAGCACCACUCCCAACACUAAAGAAGCCGUUAAAAGCCUAACUACACAGGUCUUUCUCUCUUUAUCUUUCUCAAGAUCUAUUCUUAUGCCCUCUUUUAUCACUUUAUCUUUGCUGCUUUUUUUUCUUCUAAUUGCUUUGGUCCUUAAAACUGUUUAACAAUUGUAGUGAAAAAAAUAAAGUGUCUGAAAAUCCUUUUUCUUUUAAAAUGUUAAACAGUUCAAAUUAGGCUACUAUCAAGUACAAAAGUAUAGAGUUUUGAGUACACAAGAUAGUUAGAUGUGUUACUGUUGUUAAGGCUGCAGGUUACAGACAAAAUAGAGGAUCUUUAGACAAGAUCUUAUGCUGAUGCUACAUCACUUCCCCCCUGGAACCUCUUACACAACUCUCUUUAAUAGGUUGUGUCAGUGUUUUUUCUCAUCUAUAUGUGACUUGACAUAAAAGGAAGCAACAAUUAGUACAAUAAUUAAAAUAAAUCUAGUAAAAUCUCAGAACUAUGCAUUCAAGGAUUACGGCUGACGAUUUGUGUGGAUGAUGUUUUAUCAAAAUUGAUUUUGAAAAAGGUUAAUGAAGUCACGCCUAGUUGUAACAUGAUUUUUGCUUGUUAUUGAAGAUUGAUCUUAUAUACUUUCCUAUAACAAACAAUCUCUAGUGGAUUCUUAUCUAGACAUGAGAAAAAAGAAAGAAUUUGUGGUGGGGCAACUAUAUAGUAUAAAUCAAAAGAACACAAAGAAAAGAAAAAUAAACAGAGAGUGUUAUGAUUAUGUUUCUAUUCAUGGAGAAGACAAGAUGAACUAUAUUAUAUGUUUCAAAUUAUUAUCAGAUCUCCUAGCUUUAUUGAUGCUCUUUUUAUUAAUGAUUAUAGUAGACUCCUUUUUUUCCUUAGUUGGCAUAAAGAAAAAAUAUAUCUUCUUGACGCAUUUUUUUCAUGGCAGAAGAUUUUAUUGACUGUUUGUUACAUGUUCUGUCCAAAAAUAUUCAAUGUGGUGGUCCUGGUACUAUGUUAUGUGCUUAUGAUUUUACUUUAGUUCACUUCUUGGGUAUGAAUGCUAUGCAGAUCAAAGAUAUGGCGUCAAAAUUCUCUGGUGCUUCUAAACAAUCCAAGCCACCAUCUGGCUCCUCAAGCAGCAACUUGAGGAGAGAGCUGAGAAAGUAUCCGGAUUUCGAUGCUGCAUCAGAUAGUGUUCCAUACCCUUAUAUGGGUGGUGGAAGCACAAGUUCUACUCCUGCUUGGGACUUCACAAGCUCCUCUCAUCAUCAAGGAGGACGGGCAGACUCAAAAUUCACAUCAAUGUAUGGUGGUGAACGCGAAUCCAUAUCUGCUCAGUCUUGUGAUGUGGUGCUAGAAGAUGAUGAGCCAAAGGAGUGGAUGGCUCAAGUAGAGCCUGGUGUUCACAUUACAUUCGUCUCACUUCCCAGUGGGGGAAAUGAUCUUAAACGGAUACGUUUCAGCCGGGAGGUAUUUGACAAGUGGCAGGCUCAGAGGUGGUGGGGUGAGAACUACGACAGAAUAGUUGAGCUUUACAAUGUUCAGAGAUUUAACCGGCAAGCCCUUCAAACCCCUGGUAGAUCUGAAGAUCAGUCACAGAGAGAUUCAACUUAUACAAGAAUAGAAUCAGCAAGAGAAAGCAGAGACUGGACUCCAAGACACAACUACAGACCUCCAGGAGGAAGCAGCAUCCCACAUCACUUCUAUGGACCACCAAUGGACGCAGCAAGAAUCACCACUUCAUCUAGGGACGACCCACCUUCUAUCAGUAACGCUAGUGAAAUGCAAGCAGAGUGGGUCGAAGAAGACGAGCCUGGGGUUCACAUUACCAUUAGACAGUUACCUGAUGGAACCAGAGAGUUACGCCGUGUCAGAUUCAGUCGGGAACGGUUUGGGGAAGUGCAUGCUAAGACAUGGUGGGAGCAGAACAGAGACAGAAUACAAACACAAUACCUCUAAGGGGGAGAAGAGAGAGAAAGGGAGAGACCAAUGUUUAAUCUUCUUUAACAAAACAUCGGUAUACACAAAACAGAAUCAGAAUGUGAAAUGAACACAAAAAUGAGAAGAAAUUUUUGUUAUUAGAGGCUUGUAGUUAGUUUAGUUCUCGGCGUUUUGACAGAUAAGCAAUUUUUCAGACAGAUGAGAUGAGGUUUUUUAUUUUAUUGAUUCAUUAAAAAAAUGAUAGAUUCUGUUCAAUUCUUUUUUAGCAGAUAGCUUUGAAUCUGUAAUGGCUUUGUUGUAGACUUGUAGUCACCUCCUGGGCUUCAAGUCUUCAACUAAGGCUGUGAUCUUAGUACUUGCUAAGACAGAAUGGGAGAUCAAAAUGUAAUCUAUGCUGUUAAGGUAGCUUGGAACGGAAGGAAACUUGUGUUGUUUGUGAUGCAAGGUAUUAUGGGAAUUGUGAGCAUCAGCCUAUUAAUUAAACGAAUUAAUAGUACUAGAGAUUUUGCCCGGGCUACGCCCGGGUUUAUUCAAAUAACAUUUAAUUUAAUAUUUCUUACAUUAUAUUACUAAUAUGUUAUAAAAUUGAAUUAGAAUCGAGUAAAAUUUACAAUUUUUUACUAUCUAAAAUUGUAUGGGAUUAUCCAAAAUAUAUUUUUGUAUAUCAAUUAGGGGAGUUUUUAAUAUAUUUUAGUCAAUUAGGGGGUGACUGGUGACCAAGGGAAUGAGGAGAAUAACACAACAUUCCUUAUAAAAAUUACCAUUUAUGAGGUAUAGCUGUGCAUCUUCGCUCCUUUUCAUUCUUUUUUUUUUGUAGAGAAUUAUAAUACAAAAUUGUUUCUUGUUAAUUUUGAUAAUUUUGAUAAAAAACUAUCAUUUCUCAUCAUUCCCAAAAUUUUAUUCCUAUUCAUUAUUUUCUUAUUCAUUCUUAAUGUUCUUGCGAUGGUUACCAGUCAUACUCAUUAUUUUAAUUUCCAUUGAAAAAAUAGUGAUUUAGUUUUUUUCUUACUUCGUGUCUUUAAUAUUUUUUGUUAAAGUUCAUACACUAUAUUACAAAUAAUGUUGUAUUUAAUAACUAUAUUAAAAUAUAUUACUUCUAUGUUAUAAAAAUAUAAAUAGAAAUUGAAUCAGAAAUGAGUAAAACUUACAAUUUUUUUUUAAUCCAAAAUAUUUUUUCUUACAUAUUUAGGUUAGUAGGAAAAUAUAUUUGUAAUCUCCACAUCACAUAUUUCUUUGUUAUAUAUAUUAUUUAUAUCAUAUUUAUUUUUUUAUUUUUAUGUUAUUUAAUAUUUUAUAAUAUAUUUUAUUAUUAUUAUAAUCUAUUUUUACAACUGUACUAAGUAAAGCUUAUUUAAAUACUCAUUGCUUUAAAUAAAAAAACUUCUAAAAAUUUUGCAUGUGUUAAAUACACUGAAAAAUCUAUGAAAAUAUUAUUAUUACUAUAUUUUUUCCAGCAAUUAUUAUUACUAUAUUAUUUGUUUAGUUAUAAGCAAAAACAAAUCUUACAAUCUAGCUAUAGCUAAAAUAUUAAUCUGGAUUAAAACUCAAUGUAAAAUGAUAAUCAAAAUAUUCUCAAUAUAUAUUCACAAUUUAUUUAAAUUUUAUUAUUAUAUAUUAGUUGAUUUAAAAUUACUAUUUUUUAAAUACAAUCAGGUUAUUACGCUGUUAUCAAACAUGAAUUUUUGUAUACUAAUUAGAGGAGUUUUUUUAUACUAAUUAGAGGAGUUUUCAAUAUAUUUUUAGACCAAAACUAUGAUCCAAAAACAUUAAUUUCUUAUUAUUUUUUCAUUUCCAGUAAAAACAUUUAAAAUAGUGAUUUUGUUUUUUUUUCUUACUUCAUGUCCUUAAUAUUUUUUUUGUUAAACUUCAAACACUAUUUUUAAAAAACUUUCUUUACUUUUUAUGAACAGAAAUUUUAAAAUGUCUGUUAGCCGUUAUUGUCUAAUGUGGUACACUAUAUCCCAUUGUAAAAUAUAUUAUUGGUUAGGUGUAUUAAAAAUAUAGUUCGUGGAAAUAAAUCUAUAAGAGUAAGCAAAGACUUAUAUAAAAUUAGGUAUGAAUUUAAGAUAAAAGUAAACAUAAACAAUAGAAUUAUUGUUUUCAUAAAAUAAAU
Brassica rapa (field mustard) is the source of this 5345-nucleotide messenger RNA. RefSeq names its product protein Brevis radix-like 1. NCBI's taxonomy places the organism in Eukaryota, Viridiplantae, Streptophyta, Magnoliopsida, Brassicales, Brassicaceae. The record is from RefSeq and is a predicted model, not a curated record.